Molecule: messenger RNA, 3168 nt
Organism: Cyprinus carpio (common carp)
Lineage: Eukaryota; Metazoa; Chordata; Actinopteri; Cypriniformes; Cyprinidae
Product: leucine-rich repeat, immunoglobulin-like domain and transmembrane domain-containing protein 3
Molecular function (GO): protein binding
Source: RefSeq, a predicted model, not a curated record
UCACAGCGCGAGGCGAGGGAGGUGACGGAAAGAGCCGAAGCGCAGCCAGAAUCAGUUCAUACACCAGGUGACGAAUGGAAAGGAGUCUGCGAGCGGUCACGUGAUGAUGCUGCGAGAACCUUCUUGUAGUUUUAGCCGAUUAGCGUGUGCCUGCAGAGCUUAUCCUCCUCCUCGAACUCAGUCACACACACACUAACGCACUCAUAAACACAAAUAAACUCGUACACACUUCCCAUCCCACACUGCUCAACUUUAGUGACCUACUCAGCCUUGAGAAAUCCGUUUCUAAUCUGGGUUCCUCCCGCCCAUCCUCGCGCUCACCUCCCGCUCCUCUCGGCUUCCUGCGCUCUCUCACCUGUUAGCAUGCUUAACAAGAUGCAUGCUGCGAGACACUUUUCAUGCUUUUACUGGUUUUCUUUGGGGACUGAUAAAGGAGUUUUUGUCCACUGAUGAUCGAGUGGGGAUCUGAUGUGUGGAAGUGUGUGUGUCCGCGCUGGUUCAUCUGAUUGAAGGAUGUAUCGUCUGCUGGUGGCCCAGGUUCUUCUGAGCUGCUGGAGUGUGGCACAACCCUUCUGUCCUUCCCAGUGCACCUGUGUGUACCACGGACGCAGCGAUGGCACUGGCAGCAGGUCUGUUCUAUGCAAUGACCCUGACAUGUCAGAUAUUCCAGUCAACGUCCCUUUGGACACGGUGAAGCUGCGGGUGGAGAAGACGGCUGUGCGUCGAGUGCCCACGGAGGCCUUCUAUUACCUGUCAGAGUUACGCUACCUGUGGAUAACAUACAAUUCAGUCACCUCUGUGGAUCCCGGCAGUUUCUACAAUCUGAAAGUGCUUCAUGAGCUACGGCUGGAUGGGAACAUGAUCGCUACCUUUCCCUGGGAGUCUCUAAAAGAGAUGCCCAGUCUGAGGACCUUGGACCUGCACAACAACCGCUUGACUAGUAUUCCUGUGGAGGCAGCAGCUUACCUAGUUAACAUCACCUACCUAGACAUUUCUAGUAACAAGCUAACUACCCUUCCCUCUGACCUGGUGGACAUCUGGCCUCCAUUUUCAGGCAUCCUGCCCAGUGCCAAUGCUUCACAAAAGAUUGUUCUUGGUCUACAGGACAACCCCUGGUACUGUGACUGUCGGAUUUCCAAGCUCAUUGAGUUGUCUAAGAUGGCCAGCAUAUCUGUGGUGUUGAUGGAUCAGGUUCUGACAUGCAGUGGACCAGAGAACUUAGCUGGCGUUCUGUUCCAGCGGGCUGAACUGGAUCAGUGCCUCAAGCCGUCAGUUAUGGUUUCAGCAACUAAGAUCACUUCAUCACUGGGCAGCAAUGUGCUUCUGCGGUGUGACGCCACUGGUUUCCCCACUCCCACCCUUCUCUGGACCAGAGCUGAUGGAACAGCAGUCAACAACACAGUUGUGCAGGAAUCUCCAGGCGAGGGGGUCCGUUGGUCUAUCCUCAGUUUGCACAUUAUCACAUUUAAAGAUGCAGGUGAUUACCACUGCAAGGCCAAGAAUGUCGCUGGAAAUGCUGAGGCGUACAUCACCCUGUCUGUGGAUGGGGUGCAGACCUCAACACCUUCCCCUCCGCUAAACAUAACCAAGCGGCCUGACGAUCAAACCGUAACUUCUUUUCCAGGGACUAGGACACCAUUGUAUACUACCUUAACCCCUGCGCUCACAACCAGAGCUGCCAUGACCACAAUGCCACCUCUGACAACCAGGAAGAGUCCGGGACCAGGUGGAGGAAUUCAGAGGUCCCCACCUGCUGGAGACAAGCCAGCUAAGAUCCAGCAAAGCAAGGGUGGCAAAGGUUCAAUGAUGAGCGAAAAGUCUAAAAAGAAAGUUGAUCUCAAAGACAUUGAGGUAGUGGAGGUGACAAGCGACACAGCAGUCUUACUAUGGAGAGCUGAAGGUUUGCCAAGCAACGCACCCUUAACAAUGUUCUACUUUCCAUAUGAUGCAAAAGACGAUAAGGAGACAGUGGAUGCAGAAGUUGGUCAAGGGAAGCUGCUCUUGGAAUAUCUGAUGCCUAACCAGGUCUACACUGUGUGUUUGGUUGCUAAGGGUUCGGUGUCUGGGAAAGAGCAAUGUGUGGAUUUCACUACUCUGGAUAAUGGUGAAGAAGAUGGGCAGAACAAAGUCCUGAUGAUCGCCAGUGGGAUCGCAUGUGCAUUUGCAGUGCCUCUCAUUGUGGUGUUGGUCUACAAGAUCAUAUGUCUCUGCUGUAAAGGAAACAGGAGUAGGAACAAUGGACCAGAUGAUGACCUUUCAAAAGAGACGUACGUAAAGUUUGAGACGCUCACCAUGAAACAAAGGACUCUUAACGGGCAGGCGAAUGAUCUCUGGGCGCGAAGGCAGACUCAGGAGUCAGAGAGGAUGCUCCUGUGCUCACGGUCAAGCAUUGACUCUCAAAUGACGUACAAGAGUGACAGCUCUAGAUCCGAGUAUCUGUGCUAAUGUGUAGCCUGUCGGCUUUGUGUGUUAUCCUGUCCACACACUUGGUAUUAGACAAGCUGUGGCAACAACAGUUUUAAAAGAUUAGCUCUUGAUGUGCUGUCAAACUCGUUGCCUUACAAGACUUAUCUUGACCCACAAAUGGUCUCAUUUCCCAUUUUUCAAAAGCCAUAUUCUUCACCCAGUCAAACACAGUUCUGUAUUUAUUUUUUAUGAAAUACAGUGUACAUAAAUAUUGUGUAUUUUUGUGUAUGCCAACAUAUGAUGAAGUAGAGUUACAUAAUAUUCAUUUAAUUAAACCUUUUUAUUGCCUAAAUCAAGUAUUUCCUUUUUUUUCUAAAUAGGAACCAUUGAUUUUUGGUGAUAUGUGCAGCAACAGAUGAAUGGCAAUGAAAAGCUGACACACCAAAUUUACAAUAGGCUUACACCAGCUUCUCUUUCUUUUGGUUUUAAAUUUAAAAUGGCUAGUUAAGAUCAAAUCAUCAGAAACAGACACUUUAUUACAAGAUCAUAUGUAAUGUUUCUGAGCUGAUGUAUGUGAGUUUGAAUGAUUACGCAUUCCUCUAAAUGCAACAAGUGCAUUCGAUGUCUCUGUCCUCUUCUCAUUUUUAUGUCUUCUCUAUCUUUCUACCUCUCUAUCUCUUCUUUAACUGUACAUUUAUAUGCAAUGUCUGUGUAAAUGUGUGUUUAUGGGUAGUAAAUCCUUUAUGUGUGCCAUGCAAGUCA